GCAGUUCUAGAGCAGGGAUCACAUUUGUCAGGAAGCCUCAAGCAAAGCUCGUCCUUGUCCUCCAUGAGUUCGUAUUUCUUGGAAACUUUGGUCUGGCUCUUCCGUUCUCUCCCAGGGGUAGACUAUGUUGUGUCAGCCCCACAGGAAGAGCCAGGGAAUUCGGAGGAUCGUGUGGCACCAGGACACCAAAAAUAUGGUCGUUCCUCUUGCCUGUCUACAAUCCCAGUGGUGGAGGAAGAAGAUUAUGAACAGAUCCUCCAGGAGAAUUCCCCAGGGCCGCCACCCCAGGACACCAUCCAAAAACCAUCAGGAGCUCUAGGUCUGAAGAAGAAAGAACUCAUCCCAAGGAGACUGAGGCUCCUUCUGGUGGGGAAAACCGGAAGUGGGAAAAGUGCAACCGGAAAUAGCAUCCUGGGCAGCAAAGUGUUUGAAUCUAGACUCAGUGCUAGACCAGUGACCGUGACCUGCCAACGAGAGAGCCGAGCGUGGUCUGAGAAGGAACUCGAGGUGAUUGACACCCCAGACAUUUUGUCCCCUCGGGUGUGGCCAGAAGUAGCAGCUGGGGUCUGUGAAGCCAUCGCCCUCACCUCGCCAGGCCCUCACGCGGUGCUCUUGGUGAGCCAGAUGGGCCGGUUCACCAGAGAGGACCAGGAGGUCGUCAGGCGUCUGCAAGAGAUCUUUGGACUGGGGAUCCUGGCUUACACCAUCCUGGUUUUCACCCGGAUAGAAGAUCUGGCUGGGGGGUCCCUGGAAGAAUAUGUGCAGAAGACCAAUAACCAGUUCCUUGCCAAGCUGGAUGUGAUCUGUGAGCGACGCCAUUGUGGCUUCAACAACAAAGCAGAGGGAGCAGAGCAGGAGGCCCAGCGGCAGGAGCUCAUGCGGAAAAUUGAAGGGAUCCUGUGGGAAAAUGAGGGCCAUUGUUACACCAACUUGGUUUACCAAUUCGCCCAGCGUAGCUUUCCACCCCCAGAAGUGCAGGAAAGACAGGCAACCCCGGGUCAAAGGUCAAAAGAGAUGCUGGAAGAGCUUUCCCAAGUCCAGCAGGAGUCUGAGAAGAUUCACAGGAACCUGCUGCGAAGGGCGUCCGUCUGAAAGGACGCUAGACAUGCGCAGGAGAGUCCUUCCAUGGCUGCGCCCCUAGGCUCAGCCCCUUGCUUUCUCUGUCUGCACAGAGCACUGCCAAGUUCCCAGUCGAGAGUGGUUGGGGGUGGAGGGAGGGGUGCUGGGUCCAGAGUACUCAGCUCACCUCAGAGGUCCGUAUGACUUCUUUUAUGCCUCCUUUUUUCUGUUGGCCUCACAUGGGCCCUCCUAUCUCAAUGACCUUGCAUUUCUUUAGUAUAAGUCUGAGUCCUGAUAGAGCCAAAGAUUCUUGAGGACAGAACUGUCGCCUGCACUCAGAUGUGGAACUCCUCCCACUUCUCCCUGGCCACCAGAGCCCAUCUAUGUUCAUGUACCUCAGCAGGAGCCAUUGGCCAAAUGCCUGUGUAUCUCUUGGGCUUCGUUCUGACCUGUAAGAGGAGUAGGAGUGAUUGCUGGUAAGGUGCCCACACUGUGGUGGGCACAACAUAGUAGUCAGACAGAGAGGGGGAGGCCAAGAGCCCCCUCCCUAGGGUGAGCUAUUUUAAUAGGCAAUGUACUCUAAGAUCGCUGUGUUGUAAUGACCUUCCUUCUCAGCUCAUGGUGCGUGCUCUGGCAGCCUGUGUGUAUGCAUGCAGAAUCCCUGAGUGGGACCUGUGUUUGACCAUCCUGGUAUGGUGGCUUCUGGGCUCUCGGUGAACCAAGAACAGAUGGAUGCAGUGCAAAUGAGCAAUGGGCAUGUUGAGUAAAAAUCUUGGUGCAAAGAUGGCUAGGAGUGGGGUGGACCCAUUGCAAAUAUGAGAUGUACAAGGCGUUAUGUCGAAAAACGAACUUUAC
Dipodomys ordii (Ord's kangaroo rat) is the source of this 1914-nucleotide messenger RNA. RefSeq names its product GTPase, IMAP family member 6 (gene Gimap6). The record is from RefSeq and is a predicted model, not a curated record. NCBI's taxonomy places the organism in Eukaryota, Metazoa, Chordata, Mammalia, Rodentia, Heteromyidae. The transcript has 3 exons. Gene Ontology annotation, molecular function: GTP binding. Bases 64 to 1092 code for a protein of 342 amino acids. Gene Ontology annotation, cellular component: cytosol.